AUGUGGGAAACGCACAUUAAGCAGAGAGACCAAAUUUCUAAAGGUCAUUGGAGUACAACAUGUAAUUAUUAUAAUGAGUAUUGGUACAAAGGCUCCUCUGCUGCCCUUGAAAAUUAUUUAGGAAGUACACUUAAAACUUUAGCUGAUGAAAAUUUAAUUGAAGGUGGUAGUCUUAAACAAUGGGUAGAUACUCAUUGGCAUACUAUGUAUGAUUGUGUAUUCUCUAUUAUAAGCAAACAUCGUACAUGGCUUUCCUUGAGUAAAAUUAAAAAUAAGCAGAAGCUUUCUGCUUUUUAUCUUGCAAAUUCAAAAAAAGAAUUACCAUAUUUUUCUGCUAACAAUAGUACUGAAGAUUUAUAUGAAGUAUUAUCUAAUAUGAAUCUUAGUGAUGAUGAUGAUUACGAUGAAAAACAACCUGCCAGUGAAGAAGUACAAAAUGUAAAGUUUUUGGAAGAAAAAGUGCUUAAAAUUAAGGAAUUGUUAAAUCUUGAUAUAGCUGAUUUUACCAAUAACUUAGGUGAAAUAGUUUUUGAUACUAACUUCGAGUCUUUUGAAGAGGAAAAUGUUUAUGUUCAAAUUAAUGAUAUUGAAAGCAACGUUGAUAAGGAAAUUAGGAUCCUAAAAAAGAAGCUAAUAUAA
Scutellospora calospora is the source of this 639-nucleotide messenger RNA. The record is from the annotation of a GenBank genome assembly. NCBI's taxonomy places the organism in Eukaryota, Fungi, Glomeromycota, Glomeromycetes, Diversisporales, Gigasporaceae.